This is a messenger RNA of Calidris pugnax (ruff), 935 nucleotides long. RefSeq names its product A-kinase anchoring protein 14 (gene AKAP14). Gene Ontology annotation, cellular component: cAMP-dependent protein kinase complex. The coding region runs from base 30 to 884 and encodes 284 amino acids. Lineage: Eukaryota; Metazoa; Chordata; Aves; Charadriiformes; Scolopacidae. The transcript has 5 exons. The record is from RefSeq and is a predicted model, not a curated record. Gene Ontology annotation, molecular function: protein kinase A regulatory subunit binding.
CCCGUUGGUUGGCUGGCAGCCACCUUGCCAUGGCAACAUGGAGCAAACACUCCCUGGGUUGCUGGGUACCACAGCCUGGAGAGAAGCUCUCAUUUCCCCAGGGAGGAAAGGACAGAGACAGUGACACUGCCAGGGCCUGGGCGCAGCUCCCCAGGCACCAGCCACCCCUGUCUGGAACCAGACUCCUCCAGGUGGCCACCUGCCUGUGCCCCAGGGCCCAACCAAGGCAAGGGCAGUUCGGAAGCAACAGCAAUCCCUCUGGGCAGCUUGCAUUUCUCUUUCUAAAGGUGAAGACAAUGGACGAGGGAGAGGAAAACUCCGACAGCAAGGAAAAAGCUCACAUUGUCACAGAAAAUGAGAGAAGUAUGAUGGAAUAUCUUCCAGAGCUGGAGAAAAAAGAGAAAGGUAGCAUGCCCGCUCUAUUUGUAUGUGUUGGGAUCUUCCCAGGAUUUAUCAGCAUUUUAUCUAUUUUAGAAACCGAGAGUGUCAUCAAAAAUAUCCAGUGGAUCACAGGCAACAACUUCACAGUGGAGAGAGGACAACAGCAGAUUGAAGAAUACAUUUCUACAUGGGAUGUUCACGUAAGCUGGCUCCACUGGUCAGAAUUUCUCAAGGAAGAAGAACUGAAACACAGCAAGAGGUACCACUACAGAGUUUGCUGGAGUGUCCCAACACGCAGAAAACCCAUCCCACGAGCAACAGCAAGUGUCUACUUCGUUAUAGAGAUCUCCAAAAUCAAACCUGCUACCUCGCCUGUGGAGGUAUUCUACACUCUGGAGUCCUGCAGGCUGAUUCACAGGCCAGGACAGCAACCGUUUAGAGAAAAGUGGCUUAAGGACAUAAUUGAAAAUAAAAUAAUCCUCAUGGAAAGACUGAAUUUCUAAUGAACAGCUCUGAUUCACAACCACCAAUGCCACCAAUGCUCUGUUAGUAUU